AUGGCUGCCGUAAAUUUUAAUUACCCUCACUUUCUCUCACUAGAUGCCAAAACCAGUGCAGUCAAACGCAACAACAAAGUCGUCAAAGUUGGAGACAAUGUGCUGUUGCGAUCACCGGAGAGCAAUACUACUCCUUAUGUGGCUCAGAUUAACGUGACAGUUCAGAUAAGGUAUUACAGGCCGAAAGAUUCCAUCGGAGGUCGUAAACUAUUCCAUGGUGAGAAAGAACUGUUCUUGUCUGACCACUAUGAGUUUCAGAGUGCUUACACGAUUCAAGGUAAGUGUAUGGUUCAUUCUUUCAAGAAUUACACCAAGCUAGAGAGGGUUGGAGCUAAGGAUUACUAUUGCCGAUUUGAAUACAAAGCUGCAAUCGGUCUUUUUUUACCUAUUCGCGUUAGAGUGUAUUGUAAAUGCCAAAUACCUGAGAACCCAGACCAUUUUAUGGUGCAGUGUGAAGAAUGCAAAAACUGGUACCAUCCUUUUUGUCUUGAGAUGACUAUUGAUCAAGCAAAACAAUUAGAUCCGUUUAUGUGUUCUGAUUGUAAUGGAGAAGAGGUAUUCACUUUCUAA
Molecule: messenger RNA, 570 nt
Organism: Impatiens glandulifera
Lineage: Eukaryota; Viridiplantae; Streptophyta; Magnoliopsida; Ericales; Balsaminaceae
Product: chromatin remodeling protein EBS-like
Exons: 5
Coding region: 1-570 (189 amino acids)
Molecular function (GO): chromatin binding
Source: RefSeq, a predicted model, not a curated record